AUGAAGAAGGGACAAGUAAUUAUGAAUGAAGAAAAAUGUAAUGAGAUUACGAAACAUUAUGGUAACCCUUUUAUUAAUACAAAAGAAGAUUAUUUACAUGAGAAGAUUGAAAAAAUUAUAUGUUCCAUAUUAUUAAGCAGAAAUAUAAAGAAGGCUAACUAUUUAGUUUUUGAUAUAUUAUUUGAUGUAUUUAUGAAAAUAAUAAAAACUAUUGGAUAUCAUUGUAAAAAAUUUUCAUCCCUUAGAGGUAGCCAUGUUGUAAAUUAUAUAGAUAUAAAAUAUUGCUUAAAAUUAGCUUUUUAUAAUAUAUAUAAUGAAAUAUAUAUAUUGAAAGAUUAUUCAAAAUUAUAUAAAGAUAUAAUUUAUUACCAUAUAUAUGAUGAAGAGGACAACAAGGAAAAUAAUAAUAAUAAUAAAAAAAAUGAAUAUAAUAAUAAUCAACAUAAUAAUAAUGAUGAAAAUAAUAAUAAUGAACAUAAUAAUAAUAAAUUUAUUGGUGAUAAUAAUCAAGAACAUGUAGGAAAAGAUGAUGAAUGUUAUAAUAAAAAUGAAGAAAACAAUUUCAGAAAAAAUACUUCUUCAAUGAUGAUAAUAAAAGAAAAAGAAAAUUAUAUUAAUGUUGUUCAAAACUCUUAUUUAUAUUAUAAACAUUUAUGUACAAAAAAAAAUAAUAAUACACAUGAUUUAAUAAAGAACUUUAAUAGUAUUAAUAAUUUAUUUACAAAUGAAUUUAAUAACAAAAAUAUACAAGAUGGUAACUUGUCAAAUAAUGAAUGCGUUAAUAUUCUUUCCUUAAGAGAAAAUGUUAAUGUCGAAAAAUAUAAAGAAAUUAUGAUGUUAAAAAAAAAUUAUAUACAUGAUCAUAUGCCUAUUAUACCGUUAUCUAUAAAUAGAAAAGAAAAAAUUACUGGAUAUAUAAAUGAAAAGGAUAAUUAUGCAUAUGACCAUAUACAAUCACAAUCAAAUAAUUUAUUAAACAAUGAUGAACAUAUUUUACAUUCAUCAUCCUCCUCCUCAUCUUCUUCUUCCUCAUCAUCCUCUUUAUCAGAUGACAGUCAUGUUAACGAAAAAAAAUUGAACGAUUCAUCAAACAAAAAUUACAAUUAUUUAAACACAUCCAAUGAUCAUUCGAAUUUAUCACAACGUAUGCUAUAUGAACACACAAAAGAAAAUAUAUCAAAAGAAAAAAUAGAAAUUUUAAAUCUUCUUCCAAGAUUAAAAGAUAUUUAUGUCCAAAAUGCAAAACAAAAAAACGACCUGAACAAGUCAGAAAAUCAGGUCUUUAAUUCGCUUAACAUAUUUGAGCAGUUUGAUUAA
Plasmodium falciparum 3D7 is the source of this 1317-nucleotide messenger RNA. RefSeq lists its product as uncharacterized. NCBI's taxonomy places the organism in Eukaryota, Apicomplexa, Aconoidasida, Haemosporida, Plasmodiidae. The record is from RefSeq and is a predicted model, not a curated record.